Messenger RNA from Phycomyces blakesleeanus NRRL 1555(-), 3051 nucleotides. RefSeq lists its product as hypothetical. The transcript has 5 exons. Lineage: Eukaryota; Fungi; Mucoromycota; Mucoromycetes; Mucorales; Phycomycetaceae. Bases 1 to 3051 code for a protein of 1016 amino acids. The record is from RefSeq and is a predicted model, not a curated record. Gene Ontology annotation, molecular function: catalytic activity.
AUGAACUGGGUUGUAAUUUUUUGGCUACUAUUAUCGAUAAUUCCAGUAAAAGGAAGACCAACCCAGAUCGGGAACGACAAGUGGACACAUAAAAUAAGGAGAUAUGAAUUCAGAUUGUCAGCAUCUCCAACUACAUCUCAAUUGCCUGUACCUCUGUUAUCGUCUCCAGCUCUUUUCUCCUUCUCUGAAGGUGGUUCUGGUGUUUUACCAUCAACUUCGCACUUUUUUGUCCCAGUUUCAGACCUUUCUUUUUCUGCUUUGCCUGCUCCUGGUUCCCACGAAAUUUUUUUUCAAGCUCCUCCAACAAUGAUUGGUUCCCAAAAACAGGUGAUUAAUUCCACUGGCCGCCCUACUCCCACUGCUCUCAUUUUGUCUGGCCUCAAGGCAGACUUUAAAAAAUUGCACAAUGUUUUGUCCUGUUCACAUUGCCAGACUACAGGCAAAAUUGUUUCUAAUGGGUCUACUUCUCAUACUGGUAGCCCACAGUUUAAAUGCAAAUGUGGUGCAACAUUUACUGCUUCAUCCAUGCAAUCUUUGAUCAAUGCAGUCCAACACAAAAUUCCUGAAGUUCGUUCUGCAAGUGAGCCUGUUGUGUCCCCUUCUGUUUCCAUCUUGGGUCAUAGUAUUUCCAUGGCAGAUAUCCAUGAAAUUGAAUCUGACGUUGCACCUGUUCUUCCAACUGUAAUGCCCACUCUUCAGGAUAUUUGGGACCGUUUCCAGGCUUAUGAUGAACGUCUUUCUGCAUUGGAGGCUGUUCAAAAAGAGAAUAUUGAGUUGCGUAAGGCUCUUGCUACUGCAAACGCCACUAUUGCACGUUUGACAAAGGAGAAUGUUGAUUUUUCUGUUGGUGCUGCAGCAUCCAAAUAUGCUACUAUUGCUGCCUCUGUUCCAGUUGUUUCUCAGGCUGAUUUUCCAUCACUUCCUGCAUCCCUGACCCAUCAUUCCACUGAACCCACCAAGACUUUCGUUUCUAAAACACCACAUAAAAGGGCUCCAACUGCUAGGGCCAUUGCUGCUGUUGUUCGUGGCAUGACAAUUAAAGAAAAUGCUGAUCAGGGGUUUCAAAUUGUUUAUGUACCUAAUGCUAUCCGUCUCCCCAUUAGUACUCAACGUCAACGUCUUAGGAAAUUAAAGAUAGACAAUGCACGUGUGCUGGAUCUCCACUAUCCUGAUCGUAAGGUGAUGGGAAUGCUUGUACAUAAUGAGUAUGCUCCUGAGCUCAAGACUAUCUUGGCGAGUUAUGGUGUUACUACUUUGGAUAACUUUGAUCCUCUGGACCCUGUUCACCUCCGUGACCCAGCUCUGGCCUCUCUUUCACUUGAUGAUAGGGCAACAAAAGCUAUACAUGUUUACAAUGAUCGUAUGCUACGUGCCAUUGAAUUCAUUAGGGCUCCUGUCAAGUUUGCUGUUGCACGUUUCUUUUGCUCUCAGGGAUGGAUUAGUGAUGACCAACUAGCUGAGAUUGUUCCCCCACGACCCACCAAAAAAGACUUGGACAUCUCUAUACAUACUGCCAUAACAAUUACAUUAUGGAAUGCAAAUGGUCUUGCAAAACAGACCAUACCUACGAUCCUUUCAUAUGCUCCACUUACCUCCCUUCUUUUUAUCACUGAAAUGUGGCUUUUGUCCCCCCAUCGUUAUCCUACUUCUUGGCAGCAGUACCAUACCUAUGGUCAGUCUGUCCCCAAUGCUAGCCGUGGCUGCAUGGGUAUUUCUCUUCUUGUAAAUCCUUCUUUCCCUUACCCCAUUUCUAUUGUUCCUUCUUCUUCUCCUUAUGUUCUUUCUUGUAUUGUAUUUGAUUUUCUUAUUCAUUGUAUUUAUCUUCCCCCUUCUCUUUCUGAUGAUGAUGCAAUUUCUAUUCUUUAUGACCUCCCCCUCUCUUCUUCUUCUAUUCCUUCUUCUAACACUAUUUUUUGUGGUGAUUUUAAUUCACGUAUGGGAUCCUUUCUUGGUGACCAUGCUAUCACUUCGCGAGGAACUUCUUUUCUUCAGUGGAUCCAGGCAACUGGUCUCACUUGUUGGAAUGAAUUACUUGCAUUUGGUAUUCCUACCUUUCUUUCUGGUGGCUCUGGUACCUCACGUUCCAGUGUCAUUGAUUUAUUUCUUUCUACAUCCCCCCUUCUCAAUCCUUCUAUGCAAAUUCGUUCUGAUCUUUCUUUAGGCUCUGAUCACAAAAUGGUCAACCUCACUUUCACUCCCUAUGUUUCACCUCCCCCUCCCCCUACUAAUCAUCCGCGCCUACUUUGGAAUCUUUCCAAGCUUGCUCAGCCUGACACUCUCAAGAUCUACAUUGAUACAGCUUCUGCGUCAUUGGACAAUCUGACAGAGCAGUUCAGUGCUUUCCUUUCUUCUUCUUCUCCUCCUCCUGUAGAUUCUCUGUGCUCUGCUUUUGCUCAAGCUAUCUAUGAUGCUCUGGACACUGCUGUUGGUCGUCGUACACCACGUACCAUGCAAAAGUACUGGUUCUGGUCAGUGGACCUUCAAGAAGCAAUGGAUCUGAGAGAACGCAGCUACCAACACUGGCGUCAUUCUAGUGGUUUGCAGAAGGCUAUAUGCUGGAUGCGCCAUCAGGAUGCAUGUCAUGCUGUUAGGUUAUCAGUCCAGCAUCGUCGACGUGAAACAUGGAAAGAAUUCUGCAACAAAUUGGCAACACAAGACUUUGCAAAGACCACAGCAACAAUGAAACGUAUUAAAAGCCAUCGUCAAACCAGUCCUGUCUUUGUGGAUCCGGGUGGACCUCAAGUAGCUGCUAACAAAAUGGCUGAUCAUCUUCAACAGAUUUUCUCCGGUCAAUUUCUUCCUGCACGCCGCCCUCCGGACCAGACAGUGAUGAUUUCAUCACCAAUUGCAAUUGAUGAAUCGUGUCCUUUUACUCAUCUUUCUGUAGAGAGUGCAAUUCUCAAGCUUCCUACACGCAAGGCUCCUGGUGUUGACCAUCUUCGUGCUGAAAUGCUUCACCCAAUUAGAUGUAAGGUUCUUUUAAACUAUUUAAUUGCAGAGAGAAUAAUCAAAUUAUGGCAUCUUUUUUUUUUGGAUGUUACAUUAAAUUAA